AUGGCCAUGAUUGAAGAUAUCCACGACGAAAAAAGAGGCACCAACUCAUCAAUUGUUGAAGAUGUUGGACCAAAGGUCGAACAAGCACGAGUUGCUACCGAAGAAGAACACAACCUCUCAGUCUGGGAUGCCUUGUCCAAGAACAAAAUUGUUGUCUUUUGGUGCAUCUUCUUCGCCUUCAGCGCUGUGGGAUGGGGUUUCGACGCCCAAGUCAAUGGAGCCAUGAUUUCCGUGCCGCAGUUUCGCCUCGCAUUCGGAUACAUCUAUAGAGGCAAACCCGUCCUCCCAGCAAGCUGGCAGAGCGGUUUCAACAGCAUCUCUAGCGUAGGGCAGUUCUUUGGAGGCUUCGCUUGUUCCUGGGUCAGUGAUCGGAUCGGGCGUAAAAAUGCACUCCUCGUAGGGCUGUGCUUCGUCAGCGGGGGCAUUUUUGGUGAAGUCUUUUCUGGCACCAGGCCUGCCUUUCUCAUCGGCAAAUUGAUCCUCGGCAUCGGACUGGGCUUUUACUUGACUAUCGGUCCGCUUUAUUGCUCUGAAGUGGCACCGGUGGUCAUUCGUGGCAUGGUCACGGGUGGAAUCAACUUUGCCAUUGUUAUUGGUCAACUCUUGUCGAACGCUGUGAUUAAAGGGUUUGGAGAUCGGGAUGACCGAUGGGCCUUCCGGGGUCCUUUUGCCGUGCAGUUCUUGUUCGUUGCCAUCCUCCUCGUUGGAAUCCCAUUCGCCCCAGAAUCUCCAUGGCAUUAUAUUCGUCGUGGACGUGUGGAGGAUGCUCGACGAUCUCUACAACGGCUCCAUGGCGAGGAUGCAGACGUCGGACCAAAACUCGCCAUGAUCAUCCGAACAGUUGAAGAAGAUAUGGAACUGUCGAAAUCCGCCAGAUGGAUUCAAUGCUUCCAGGGCACAAAUCUGGUACGCACCAUAAUCUCCGUUGGUGUCUUCGCGUGCCAACACCUGUCCGGGAUCGUUUUCGUGUUGGGUUUCUCCACUUACUUCUUCGAACUGGCAGGUAUUGAGACUACUCAUGCUUUUGAUUUGGGCGUCGGCGUAACCGCAUGCGGUGUUGUGGGUGUCAUUAUCUCCUGGAGCGUCAUCAAUACCCUCGGUCGCCGCAAACUGUUCGUCUGGGGCAUGAUCGGUAUGACGAUUGUCCUGGUGCUCAUGGGCAUUCUAGACGUGGUUCGCACCUCUGCCGCACGCUGGGUCCAAGCCUCCUGCACCAUCGUCUACGCUCUGAUCUACCAAAUCACUAUCGGAUGCGUUGCAUUUGCCCUGCUCGGCGAGGUCUCAACACCAUCUCUACGUGCCAAAACCGUUGGUCUCGCAACCGCCUGCCAGGCCGUCUUUGGAACUGUCAUGAACAUUGUUGUUCCCUAUAUGGUGAACCCAGACAAAGCCAAUCUCAAGGGCAAGGUUGGCUUUAUCUUUGGAGGUGCUUGCCUACUUGGAACUAUCUGGAGUUAUUGGUACGUUCCCGAGCUCAAGGGUCGUACGUUUCAGGAAAUCGAUUACAUGUUCCAUCAUAGAGUCCCGCCAAGGAAGAUGGGUACGUAUAAUCUUGACGAUGUCGAUGAUGUGAUUUUGAUUGAUUAG
Rhinocladiella mackenziei CBS 650.93 is the source of this 1587-nucleotide messenger RNA. RefSeq lists its product as uncharacterized. The record is from RefSeq and is a predicted model, not a curated record. Gene Ontology annotation, molecular function: carbohydrate:proton symporter activity. The coding region runs from base 1 to 1587 and encodes 528 amino acids. Gene Ontology annotation, biological process: transmembrane transport; carbohydrate transport. Lineage: Eukaryota; Fungi; Ascomycota; Eurotiomycetes; Chaetothyriales; Herpotrichiellaceae. The transcript has 4 exons. Gene Ontology annotation, cellular component: membrane.